Messenger RNA from Penicillium cataractarum, 1659 nucleotides. RefSeq names its product arrestin C-terminal domain-containing protein. Gene Ontology annotation, biological process: ubiquitin-dependent endocytosis. The record is from RefSeq and is a predicted model, not a curated record. The coding region runs from base 1 to 1659 and encodes 552 amino acids. The transcript has 4 exons. NCBI's taxonomy places the organism in Eukaryota, Fungi, Ascomycota, Eurotiomycetes, Eurotiales, Aspergillaceae. Gene Ontology annotation, molecular function: ubiquitin protein ligase binding; protein-macromolecule adaptor activity. Gene Ontology annotation, cellular component: cytosol; cytoplasm.
AUGCUAGCACCAAUAACUAGUGAGAUGGGGUCGGUUACGGAGCAAAAUGCUGUUGAGAAGGGUAAGGAGGUUGCAACCGCUUCCUUGGACCUGUAUAGGAACUUGUGGGUGAUGAGUUCAACUCCUGCACCCGCUAUCACACCUUUGCCCAACGAGGCGGUCGCGACCAGCGCCAAUGGGAUCACGGUCGCUUUGGCUCUGACUGAACCGGUAGUCUAUUUGCCUCAGUUUGAUCCAGCCGACCCAGCUGCUUCAAGAUCAGUUAUGCUGAGUGGAAAUUUGCGACUCAGAUUGACGAAGGCUAUCAAGAUAAAGAGAAUUGAACUGGUGUUCAAAGGCGUCGCACAAACGAAGAUGUCUAAUGUUGCGACAACGAUGAAGGUACGCGGGACAAACGAGGCGAUAACGAACUUCAAUCAAAACAAAGAGACCAUGGAUAUCUCUCUCCAAACGAAUUAUGAUCACGGUUAUGGAGCUGGUAGCGGCGAGCCCUGGGCCCGUCGAGUUUUGAGGUUACACCGAGGCUACAAAGUCUUUGCUCCAGGCGAUUACACUUAUGAAUUUGAACAAUUGAUCGAUUCACAUAACCCAGAAACAAUUGAAAACGAGAUGGUUUCUGUCAAAUGGCUCCUUCAAGCUGUCGUUGAACGGUCAGGAGUGUUUCGGUCUAACCUCGCUGGCAUUCGCUAUAUCCCCUUCAUCCGGAGCCCUAUGGAGGGAUGCCUAAAGCAGAUUGAGCCCGUUGCGAUAUCGAGAAUCUGGGAGGGUCAACUCUAUUACAACAUCACUAUUUUCGGAAAAUCGUUCCCUUUGGGGUCACAGAUACCUAUUGCUAUAAAGCUCAUCCCAUUCGCAAAAGUUACUUGCCGUCGUAUCCAAGUCUGGGUGAUAGAAAAUGUGCAUUUUCGUGGCAAGGCCAAGCAUCACGCCGAGCCAAUUAAAAGGUUCCUACUUUUCGAGGAAAUGGCGCAUUCGGCAAGUUCCAGCAAAUAUCCCAAUCGAGGGGCCACGGUCACAGGAGAGGAUUUUAUUGAUCACAAGCGGAACAAGUUUCUAGGUGGUCUCAGUCAAGCCGGGCCAACUGAAAUAGAAUUGAAUGUACAGAUCCCCAACUUCCAAUCCAUCGCGCAUAAAGGGGAAAUGGAAAUGUUGCAUUCCGACGCGACAUAUGAAGGUAUCGAAAUCGCUCAUCAGGUUAUGUAUGAUAUGAAGGAUCGCAACACUAGCGGAAGCAACUCCAAACUUCAAAGCCCUAGAAAUACAGCUCAAGUUCUCGCUUUUGACUUCCAAGCAACCCAUAUCGUUAUACCUACAUAUCGGAAACGGCUUUUGGUGCUCUUCUAUUUUGAAUUUGGUCCAAAGCAACAAUUCCUCUUCGUGCUUGCUUCGUUUCAGGGCCACAGCGCGCGUGCCCUGAAACGAGGAACGAGUGAAGGGGUUACUACCCUGCGUGAGCGGCCCGCAAAGUUUGGCAGCAUACGUACUGCAAAAUCGGUCUACAUUCUCGCCGCUAAUUGGUCAAUUUUCGCCGCCAAGACCGUCUCUAUCUGUCUUAGCUGUUCGGGUUCUAGGGUUCUAGGGCUUCUUUCUGCGCUUCUUGUUACGUUUUACUUCUAUGACUGGCUCGUCCUUCGUUGUAAAACUCUCUUCUUGGCUUAA